AUGAUAGCUCUAUCCAAGGUUGCUCUCGUUGGCUUUGGAUUUGCGCAUGGUGCAAAUGCGUGGGGUGCAUUGGGUCACGCGACUGUAGCCUAUGUCGCGCAGCACUAUCUAUCCUCAGGCACCGCAUCUUGGGCACAAGAGAUACUCGGCGACUCAUCCAGCUCAUACCUGGCAAACGUAGCAUCAUGGGCCGACCAGUACCGCCUAACAACAGCCGGCAAAUGGUCCGCCCCAUUACACUACAUCGAUGCUGAGGAUGACCCCCCAACAACCUGCAACGUGGACUACGCCCGUGACUGCGGCGAUGCAGGCUGCUCAGUCUCAGCCAUUGCAAAUUACACUCAGCGGGCAGGCGAUGCCCGCCUCAGCUCCAACCACACGGCCGAAGCACUAAAAUUCCUAGUGCACUUCCUGGGCGAUAUCACGCAGCCGCUGCACGACGAGGCGUACGAAGUUGGCGGCAAUGACAUCACCGUCACCUUCAACGGCUACAGCGACAACCUCCAUUCGGACUGGGACACGUACAUGCCCGAAAAGCUCGUUGGUGGGUAUGCGCUCACGGACGCGCAGUCGUGGGCUAAUACCCUGGUUGAGGAGAUCACCUCGGGCAGCUACAAGGCUGAGGCGGCGAGCUGGAUCCAGGGCGACACUAUCAGCGAUGCUAUUACCUCUGCUACGCGGUGGGCGGCAGAUGCCAAUGCCUACGUUUGUACUGUUGUCAUGCCGGAGGGGGCCUCGGCCUUGCAGACUGGCGAUCUGUAUCCGACAUAUUACAAUUCCGCGAUUGGCACCAUCGAGCUGCAGAUUGCAAAGGGAGGAUACCGCUUGGCCAACUGGUUGAACUUGAUUUAUGGCACUAAGAUUGCGAAGCGCGACCUGGAACGGUUUGUCAAGGAAAGUCGAAAUGAGGCACCAGAGCUGGAACUUCUAGGCCGCAACUUUCUCCCCGAGUCUCGUCCUUUAAGUCGCGCGAAGCUGGCCAGAGAAGCUAUGGAGGGUUCCUGCUGUAACUCGGACAAGCGUGAGCAUGUGCACUGA
Messenger RNA from Penicillium soppii, 1038 nucleotides. Its product is annotated as S1/P1 nuclease. The record is from RefSeq and is a predicted model, not a curated record. Lineage: Eukaryota; Fungi; Ascomycota; Eurotiomycetes; Eurotiales; Aspergillaceae. Gene Ontology annotation, molecular function: endonuclease activity; nucleic acid binding. Gene Ontology annotation, biological process: DNA catabolic process. The transcript has 2 exons. Bases 1 to 1038 code for a protein of 345 amino acids.